This is a messenger RNA of Cladophialophora immunda, 531 nucleotides long. RefSeq lists its product as uncharacterized. The coding region runs from base 1 to 531 and encodes 176 amino acids. The record is from RefSeq and is a predicted model, not a curated record. The transcript is spliced from 2 exons. NCBI's taxonomy places the organism in Eukaryota, Fungi, Ascomycota, Eurotiomycetes, Chaetothyriales, Herpotrichiellaceae.
AUGCUGGUGGUCAUCUCAACAGCAAAAGACGUGCUGGAGGUCAUCCUGACAAGGGAAGUGGUGCUGGAAAUCGUCGUGGCAGGGGAACAGGUGCUGAAAGUCAUCGUGGCAGAAGAAGAGAUGCUGAAGGUCAACCUGACAGAAGAAGAGGUGUUGGAAGAGGUGCUGGAGGUCAUGUCAACAGCAAAGGUGGUGCUGAAGGUCAUCCAACAGCAAAAAGAGGUGCUGGAAGUCAUCGAGGCAGAAGAAGAGGUGCUCAAGGCCAUGGAAGAGGUGCUGGAGACCUAUCUUAACAGCAAAGGUGGUGCUGGAGGUCAUCCCAAUAGGAGAACAGGUGCUGGAAGAGGUGCUGGAGGUCAUCCCAACAGUGGAAGAGAGAUGCUGAAGGUCAUCGUGGCAGAAGAAGAGGUGCUGGAGGUCAUCUCAACAGCAAAAGUGGUGCAGGAUGUCAUCCUGACAGGGGAACAGGGGAUGGAAGAGGUGCUGGAGGUCAUAUCACCCCGAUCUCUUGCAGCCAUGCAGUCAACUUGA